This is a messenger RNA of Topomyia yanbarensis, 1701 nucleotides long. RefSeq names its product clavesin-2 (gene Cralbp). Gene Ontology annotation, molecular function: phosphatidylinositol bisphosphate binding. The transcript is spliced from 4 exons. The coding region runs from base 393 to 1409 and encodes 338 amino acids. Gene Ontology annotation, cellular component: membrane. NCBI's taxonomy places the organism in Eukaryota, Metazoa, Arthropoda, Insecta, Diptera, Culicidae. The record is from RefSeq and is a predicted model, not a curated record.
UAGAUGGAGAUCCCCGUGUUGUUCAGUUCUGCUUCGCGGUCCGUCGCGCGUAGUUCGCUACUUGCUUGGCAAAUUCCUGUCUAAGUGGAUAAAGUUAAUCACAGUUGCGACUCGCGAGGGUGCUUUGACUCAAGUCAGUGUUUUCUAACUGCAACAUUCUUAACAAAGAAAACUAAUCAUUGUUGUUCUAUCUAUAAGUGAAGCGUUGUGCUUCUCGAUUCUUUGUAAAUCAGUGUUCAGUUGUUUCUAGUCAACGAAAGGAUUUGGUUUGUUCAACUAAAGGAUAACAACGAGGCUUCCUAGAACUUGAAAACGGAUUUAUUUGAAUUGAUUUAUUUCAUUCCAAGUCACUCGAACGAGAACGUGAAAGUCUUUACCACUCAACCAGCACAAUGACGACUACCCGGGUGAUUCUUAGUUUUCCCUGGUCCAACAGCAGCGGUAGUGAAAAGGGUAAAGGAGACUUCUUCCAGGACACAGGCGUCACGGACGCAGUAAUGAACGUAGCCCGCAAGGAACUGCGCGAGGACAAAACGAUUCGCGAACAAUCACUGCAACAAAUGCGCGAAUGGAUCCGGCAGAAUCAGGACAUCGAAAACGUGCGCACCGAUGAUUUGUUUCUGUUGCGUUUUUUACGCACCAAGAAAUUCAGUGUGUUCAUGGCUGAACAGAUGCUGCUUAAGUAUUUGAACCUGCGCAAGACCCAUAUGCAUCUUCUCUACGAUUUGGACUUUUUGUCGCCAAAGUUAAACAAACUGAUCAACAAUGGUUACAUGCUGUCAUCGCCGGUGCGGGAUAAAUCCGGCAGACGUUUGAUCAUUGGAUUCGCAAGAAACUUCAACCCAGCUGAGAAUGACAGUUCCGAAAUGUCCCGGAUUCACUCCAUUACCUAUGAAACUUUGAUGGAUGACCCGCAAAACCAGAUCUUAGGAAUCGUACACGUUGGUGAUUUCAGAGGCAUCACAACGGCUCACGUCUCUUGCUGGAACCCGACCGAUUUCCUCCGCAUGAUGAAAUGGGGUGAGCAAUCGGUACCGAUGCGUCACAAGGAGGUUCAUCUGGUUAACGUUCCAUCGGCGGUGAAGUACGUAAUCGAAGCAGGAAAAUCUAUGAUUAGCAAAAAGAUGAAGGAGCGACUGCAGGUUCACGUUACUGUGCACGACCUGUGCAAGAAAGUCGAUCCAGCCGCUCUACCGAAGGAGUUGGGUGGCAAAAUCCCACUGGUGGACAUGAUUGACAGCUGGAAACAGGAACUGGCAGCCAAACGAAGCACUUUGCUAGCUCUGGACAAGAUGAACAUUCUGAGCGACCGAGGUAUCAUUUCGCGGAACUCCGAUCGCAAUAACAACAGCAAUGGACAGUCACUGGAGGCAAUGACCGGCAGCUUCCGCAAGUUGGAGGUUGAUUAGGGCAGUAGCAAUGAUGCGAUUACUAUUACGAUUUAAGGCUUAUUAUGUGAAACCAUAGUAUUUAAGUAUGUAUGUGAGUAAGCUUAGCAGGAAAACCAAUGAUUUGUAUCAUUAAUUGAACGAUAUAAUUAUUCUAUACAAUACAUUUACAAUUAAUUUUACACCCUAUGUGAAUAAAGUGGAAUUAUAUACUUCAUACAUCCGGGAUAGUAAUCAGUAUAUCGUGACCAAAUUAUAACAGCGAGAUAGCGAUAAUAAAGGUAACUUCUUCCGUGAAUGGUGGAGCAAGAUA